Chiloscyllium plagiosum (whitespotted bambooshark) is the source of this 2769-nucleotide messenger RNA. Its product is annotated as nuclear receptor ROR-beta-like. Gene Ontology annotation, biological process: regulation of transcription by RNA polymerase II. The record is from RefSeq and is a predicted model, not a curated record. Gene Ontology annotation, molecular function: nuclear receptor activity; RNA polymerase II cis-regulatory region sequence-specific DNA binding; zinc ion binding. Gene Ontology annotation, cellular component: nucleus. NCBI's taxonomy places the organism in Eukaryota, Metazoa, Chordata, Chondrichthyes, Orectolobiformes, Hemiscylliidae.
GACAGGCGAAUCACGCGAAGGCGGAUUUCACAUGUCGCUGAAAAACUGGGCGAGAAUUUGGGGUUGGAAUUGGAGAGUGAGUGAGUCAGUGCCCAGCUCAUCAUCCCUCAUAUCAACUGAGCAAACAAACCAGCGCGGGAGAGACUGGCUGAGUAACUGCUUUGUUGUUUGUCUAUUUCUUAACCCUCCCUCCCUCCACCUCAACAUUGUUACAUGAGGUCAUCCUGCAAAUACCAGCCAUGAGAGCCCAAAUUGAAGUGAUACCGUGUAAAAUCUGUGGAGAUAAAUCUUCAGGAAUCCACUAUGGAGUCAUCACUUGUGAAGGAUGUAAAGGUUUCUUCAGGAGAAGCCAACAGAAUAAUGCUGCAUACUCCUGUCCUCGUCAGAGGAAUUGCUUGAUUGAUCGGACCAAUCGGAAUCGUUGCCAGCAUUGCCGACUGCAGAAGUGUCUUACUCUUGGAAUGUCACGUGAUGCUGUGAAGUUUGGUCGCAUGUCCAAAAAGCAACGUGACAGCCUCUAUGCAGAGGUACAAAAACAUCAACAACACCAGGAGCAGUUGGCAUCAAAGGAAGAUUCUGAGGGACUAGCACGAGUCUACACAAACAGUGUCAGUAGUGGACUGGGAGAUCUGGAUGACAUUAGCAGCACAUUCUCAGACGGGCUCCUGUUUGACUUUCCACUGACCCCUGAUGGAGGAAACAGUUUUUAUAACUUUGAUCUUUCAACCUCUGCUGAACCAUCUCCAGACCAGUCUGCUAUUGACAUGAAUGACAUUAAACACAUUAAACAAGAGUCCAUAUAUGAAAUCAUGCUGGAACCCAGUUUGUUCUCCUAUCCUUCACCAGAGAGUGGUCAACUAGCCUCAGAAAUUUCAAUGGCAGAGAUAGAUCGGAUAGCGCAGAAUGUGGUGGAAUCACAUUCAGAGACUUGCCAGUACACAACUGAAGAGUUGAAGCAGCUUGCCUGGCAGCCAUAUACACAAGAAGAAAUCAGGAACUUUCAAAAUAAGUCCUGUGAGGCCAUGUGGCAGCAGUGUGCAAUCCAGGUGACAAAUGCAAUCCAGUACGUAGUGGAAUUUGCCAAGCGAAUCAGUGGAUUCAUGGAACUGUGUCAGAAUGAUCAGAUUAUACUCCUUAAAGCAGGUUGCCUAGAAGUCUUACUGGUUCGAAUGUGCCGAGCAUAUAACCCUUUGAACAAUACAAUAUUUUUUGAAGGAAAGUAUGGAGACACACAGAUCUUCAAAUCAUUGGGUUGUGAUGAUUUGAUCAACAUUGUCUUUGACUUGGCAAAAAGCUUGUGCUGCCUGCAUUUGACGGAGGAAGAGAUUGCAUUAUUCACAGCUGGCAUCUUAUUAUCACCAGAUCGACCAUGGUUGACAGAAGCUAGAAAAGUCAAGAAGCUACAGGACAAGAUUUUUGAGGCAUUGCAGCAUGUCAUUCACAAAAAUCAACUGGAUGAUGACAAGUUAUCAAAGCUGAUCUCCAAAUUGUCCAUGGUGAAGUCCGUAUGCAACCUCCACGUGGAUAAGCUACAGCUAUUUAAGUUGCUACAUCCACAAACAGUGCACAACUUUCCUCCACUCUACAAGGAAGUAUUCAGCACAGAGAUGCAAUAUCCAGACUCCUCCAACAGCUAAGUUUGCCAGUUCUGUGCAACUCUGCAUUCCCAAAGUGAAAAAAAGGAUUUAAAAUUCCUGCAUCACCAAUUGCAAUAGCACUAGGAUGAAUGUACUGCACUUCAUAAGGUUUCACCGCAACAGUCAAAAGAAUGUAAAUACUUGGAUACUAAGUAGUGGAAAAAAACCCCUUGUGCAUGACAUUUAAAAGCUGCUCCAUUGUGUUCAUGGACCAGAGUUAAUUCAAAAUUGCAAGACUGACCUUCCAAUGCUGUUUGUGAAAUCUGUUUCUGUUGGUAAAAAGAACUGUGGAUUAAAGGAGUAUAGAUAGUAUUUUAUCUGUAAUGCAAACCUAUAUAUUUUAUGAAGGGUUUUUCUUUUUACUGAGAUUUCAGUGAUUUCAGGGUUGCUCUUGUGGUUCAUCAUUGAUGGAAGAUUUAUUACGCAGGCAGUUUUUUUUAACUUCAGCAGUAAUAAAUUAUGAAGAUGAUUUGAAGGAAUGGAUCAAAAUUUCUUGAAACUAAAUUACAACAAUGCUGAAACCAGCAUUUAAAACGUUGAAAUCUUAUACAUGUAAAUAUGUAUGUGUUUAUAUUAUUACUAUAUAUCUUUAGGAAAUGGUCAAAAAAGACACCUGCAUGUAAUAAUUAAGUAAAAGAUUAUGGCAUCCAUUAGCACUAUGACCAUGUUAGUGGACAGUAGUCUUGGCUUCGCAAUGUACUUUAUUUUAUCUUUAGAUUGAAGUCCAGUGUUUCCCUUAGUUGCCAUAAAAUGGCCUGUUGGACUGACUAUUGCAGAAACACGUUAGAUGGCUAAGAAAAGGUUUCUUUACUUUACUGCCCAGGAACCAAAUUAUUCCAGGUGAUGGGGAACCCUGAAUAACGUGUUGAAAAAUGCAGUCACACAGGCUGGUAAGAUUUUAAUAGCUAACUGUAAAGUGGCUGCGAUCUUCAAAAAGUGACAGCCCUAAGCUGGUUAUAGUACACCAAAGUGACAUUUGGCAUCUGAAUUUGUAGGCAGAAAAUUAAAUCGAUAAAGUUAAAAUGCUGGUAAAAAUAAAAUUAACUGCUGAUCUACUCACAGCAGGCAACAAUGUGCCCCCAAAACUUAAAAAUGCACUUUUUCUCACUUUUUUUCAAGUGAUAAUCCCUUG